CCGGGCAAUUUUGUCAUCUCUACAGCUACCUCUACCUUACACGACCACCGGCCAUGUCUAGAAUCCUCGGAAUACCGCCCAAGAGGGCACUGCCGUUGAAGGAGGCAUCUCUCUUCAAGGAAGUUCUUACCAUGUACGAGGCUCGGCAGCUCAAAAAAGGCCUCAAAACGGCUGAUCAGAUAUUGAGGAAAUUUCCGGAGCACGGCGAGACAAUGUGUAUGAAGGGCCUCAUUCUCACUCACAUGGGCCGACGGGAGGAAGGCAUUGAUCUCGUCAAAAAGGGCGUCCGUCUCGAUCUUACUUCGCACAUAUGCUGGCAUGUCUUCGGUCUCAUUCAGAAGGGAGAGAAAAACUACGAGGAGGCUCUGAAAUCGUAUACUCAGGCCCUCCGGUUCGACAAGGAAAACUUGAAUAUUCUUCGGGAUGCCGCCCACCUGCAAACGCAGCUUCGGCUAUAUGAUGGGCUCGUUGAAACGCGACACAUAUUGCUUCGGCUUCGUCCUACCGUCCGCCAAAACUGGGUGUCCCUCGCCGUCGCAUAUCACCUCAGCGGGAAUCUCCUCGAGGCCAAAAAGGUGUUAGAGCAGUACGAAAGAACUCUGAAGAACGUCCCCGAUUACGACAUUGAGCACUCGGAGACAACGAUGUAUCAUGUCCGGUUACUUGAAGACCUUGGAGAGUUCACUGAAGCCCUCUCCUUACUCGACGUCAACUCUAAAUCGCGUGUAAUCGUAGACAAAACUGCCAUUAUGGAAGCCAGAGCAGAACAUGCGUGGCGUGUCCUCAUUGAUCACAACCCAGAUUGCACUAAUUACUAUCAUGGUUAUCUUGCCAGUCAAGGAAUUGAUAGCGAUGAGGCGUCACUUGCCGUUUUGCGUGAUAUCUCCUCACAAAUCCCUCGAGCGAAUGCCCCACGCCGACUAGCACUGUCCUUCGCGUCCGGAGAUCGCUUCAAAGAUUUAGCAAAACCAUACCUUCUUUCAGGUUUCACUAAAGGCAUCCCUUCUCUCUUCGCCGACAUCAAACUGUUAUACAAAGAUCCCAUCAAAUUGGGGCAAAUCCAGGCGCUGCUCGAAGAGAUCCGAGCAGAAAAUGCGCCGGAUUCUGCGGCACCUUCAUCAUCAACAUUCACUUCACAGCCCACAACAUACCUGUGGAUACUGUAUUUCCAGGCGCAGCAUUUCUCCUACCUUGGGCAGUUCAAGCAGGCCCUUGAAAUCUUGGAUGAGGCACUCAAGCACACACCAACGCUGCCAGAGUUAUACACAUGUAGAGCUAGAGUUCUCAAACGUGCCGGAGACUUGUUAGGUGCCGCACGGUCAGUAGAAGAGGCACGGUUGUUGGAUGGCCAGGACCGUUUCUUGAAUACCAAAAGUGCCAAAUACCGACUUCGUGCAGGUCUUGUGGACGAAGCCAGUGCUCUGCUAGGACUCUUCACGAAGAAAGACGCCGCAAGCCCUGGAGCAGACCUUGAAGACAUGCAGUCGCUGUUAUAUCUCAUCGAAGAAGCUGAUGCUCAGAAUCGCAUUGGCAAGAUUAAUUUGGCCCUCAAAAAAUAUACUGCCAUACAGAAAAUCUUUGAUGAGAUAGAGGACGACCAGUAUGAUUUCCACGGUUACUCGAUGCGCAAGUUCACAAUAAACAUCUAUCUCAAUCUGCUUGCGUGGGAAGACAGAUUAAGGUCACAUCCGGCCUACGUAAAAGCGGCUGUAUCUGCAAGCAAAGUUCGGCGAGGUCAACUCACAGAUGCCGAAAAGAAGGCAAAGAAAAAGGCAAAGAAAGCGGCACAGAAAGUUCAGGAUGACUCCAAAAAGGGUAAUAGUCAGCAGUCUGCUAAUGAGGACAAGGGCCUAGAACCAGCCGCUCCCAAAGACGACGAUGCCGACGGCAUCAAACUAUUAGGAUGCAGCGAUCCUUUAGAACGUGCUGCCAAGUUCCUACAUCCGCUCACCACCUUGGCUCCGGAAAAUAUCGACGUUUGGAUAGCAGUUUAUGACGUUGCGAUUAGGCGCAAAAAGCUUCUACAAGCCACUAAAGCCCUGAAACAUGCGUGUUCGAUUGACGCCGAAAAUCCCGAGCUGCAUAUCCGUUUUGCACAUUUCCAACAAACGGCGGCCACUCUUCCUCAAGAACCUCCGGCACCAAUUGGACCCCUUUUCAAGGAGGCCCUCUUGGAGCUUCUACCCGAGGAAAUAUCGCUGGAAACGUUCAAUUCACAAUACCUCCAACGACAUCCUUCUUCACAGCAGGCUAUCCUUGCAGUCGCCAAGGUCUCACAAAUGCUCCAAGCUCCUCUUGAUGAGGUCGAAAAUGUCCUUUUCUCUGCAUUAGGUCCAGAUGCGAAACUUGACCUUGAGUCGUCACAAGCAAUAUUGUCGUACCUCAAGUCCCUUGGUUCGCAACGCGCAGAAGAGUUCCGAAUUGCAUGUGAUGGAAAUUUUGAGCUGUCGACGGUUUUCAAGUCGUCAGAGGAGCAAGCGCUAUUGGUAAAGCAGGCUUUGAACGUUGCUAUCGGGUAUCCCGACGAAGUGGAGGCGGAAGUUUGAUCUAUAGAAUUGAUUGAUGUAGACUGUCUAGACGUCGACCAUCCAAUAAUUUAUAUCGAUAUAGUUCC
Messenger RNA from Desarmillaria tabescens, 2614 nucleotides. Its product is annotated as NMDA receptor-regulated protein 1-domain-containing protein. The transcript has 14 exons. NCBI's taxonomy places the organism in Eukaryota, Fungi, Basidiomycota, Agaricomycetes, Agaricales, Physalacriaceae. Gene Ontology annotation, molecular function: protein binding. Bases 54 to 2546 code for a protein of 830 amino acids. The record is from RefSeq and is a predicted model, not a curated record. Gene Ontology annotation, cellular component: NatA complex; cytoplasm. Gene Ontology annotation, biological process: N-terminal peptidyl-methionine acetylation.